Blepharisma stoltei is the source of this 462-nucleotide messenger RNA. NCBI's taxonomy places the organism in Eukaryota, Ciliophora, Heterotrichea, Heterotrichida, Blepharismidae. The record is from the annotation of a GenBank genome assembly.
AUGGAGCACGAAGAAACAGUUGACAUUGUAGCUUCAGGAGCCUCAGAAACUUAUCCAAGUCAAGUUGGAUCACUCAAGAAGGGUGGAUACUGCGUCCUCAGAGGCCAUCCAGUCAAAAUCAUGGAAAUUGCUACAGCCAAAGUUGGGAAGCAUGGCUCAGCCAAAGCCAAAAUUACAGGAAUCGAUGUUUUCACUUCAAAUAAAUAUGAAGAAAUCCACCCAACUUCCCACAACAUUGACGUACCAAAUAUUUCAAGAAUUGACUAUACAUUGGUCGACAUUGCAAGGGAUGGAUUUGUUUCGUUAAUGGAUGAGCAAGGAAACACAAAAGAAGACUUAAAACUUCCAGAAGACGAAGAAGGAGCCAAAAUCCGCGAUUUGUUCGAAAAUGGAGCUACAGUUUCAGUGACUGUUAUGAAAGCUAUGGGUCAAGAGAGAAUUAUGGCUGGUAAAGAAAUCUAA